AUGGUGUCGUUAGAUGGUCUGCUGGGCCUCGUGUAUGUUAUGUCGUGGUCGAUUUCAAUGUACCCACCAAUAAUCACCAAUUGGCGCCAUAAAUCAGCGAGCGCGAUAUCGAUGGAUUUUGUCAUGUUGAACACGGCAGGCUACUCUUACUUGGUCAUAUCUACAUUUUUGCAACUAUACUACUGGCAAUUGAAGGAUGAAGAAUCCGACUUGGGCAGGCCCAAGCUGACACAAUUCGAUUUCUGGUAUUGCCUACAUGGGUGCGUAAUGAAUGUUGUCUUGUUGACUCAGGUGGUGGCCGGAGCAAGGAUCUGGCGAUUUCCAGUCAAGGGUUACCGCAAAAUGAAUACAUGGUACUUGAGGAUUUUACUUGCAUCACUUGCCAUUUUCGCGAUGCUAAGCAUGCAAUUUGUGUACGCCAACUGCCAGUACGGCUGGCACAAUUCAAGAACUUUGGCGUACUGUAAUAAUCUGUUUCUGCUUAAAAUUUCGAUGUCGUUAAUUAAGUAUAUCCCACAAGUGACACAUAACUGGACGAGAAAGUCUAUGGAUUGUUUCCCGAUCCAGGGUGUGUUUCUUGAUAUCACGGGUGGUAUUGCCUCACUGCUCCAGUUGAUUUGGCAGUUGUCUAACGACCAAGGUUUCAGUCUAAGCAUGUUCGUGACAAAUUUCGGUAAGCUGGGGCUCUCGAUGGUAACGUUGAUAUUCAACUUUAUUUUUGUCAUGCAAUGGCUUGCAUACCGUGUUCAAAGCCAUGACAUAGUAUCACAAUACCCACUGUAA
Saccharomyces mikatae IFO 1815 is the source of this 783-nucleotide messenger RNA. RefSeq names its product cystinosin-like protein ERS1 (gene ERS1). The transcript has a single exon. The record is from RefSeq and is a predicted model, not a curated record. Gene Ontology annotation, biological process: L-cystine transport. Gene Ontology annotation, molecular function: L-cystine transmembrane transporter activity. NCBI's taxonomy places the organism in Eukaryota, Fungi, Ascomycota, Saccharomycetes, Saccharomycetales, Saccharomycetaceae. Gene Ontology annotation, cellular component: fungal-type vacuole; vacuolar membrane. Bases 1 to 783 code for a protein of 260 amino acids.